CCAAUUCAUACCGGGCUUGUUUCAAGAAAUUGAAAAUUGUGUCCUUAGUUGUAUUCUAGAGUCUAAUUGUCCGCAUCAGGACGGAAAAGUAUCAUGGCCAAAUUCAACAUUGUCGUCUUCGCGGGGGACUACUGUGGACCAGAGGUAACUGCAGAGGCAAUCAAGGUCCUCAAAGUAGUAGAAAAAAAGACCGAUAUCGAGUUUAAUUUCCAAGAGCAUUUGCUUGGUGGCGCCUCCAUAGACGCUACCGGAACCGCCCUGACAGACGAAGCUCUCCAAGCGGCAAAGAAUGCAGACGGUGUGAUCCUCGGAGCCGUUGGCGGCCCUAAAUGGGGAACAGGCGCUGUUCGCCCCGAACAAGGGAUCCUCCGCCUACGGAAAGAAAUGGGUACUUUUGGAAAUCUUAGACCCUGCAAUUUUGCCGCCCCUUCGCUCGUUGAUAUCUCCCCGCUGAAGGCCGAUGUUUGCCGUGGCGUAGACUUCAACAUCGUACGGGAGCUCACUGGUGGAAUAUACUUUGGUGAAAGAAAGGAAGACAACGGUGAUGGCACAGCAUUGGAUACAGAACCAUACUCACGGGCGGAAAUUGAACGAGUUACCCGUCUUGCAGGUCAUCUCGCGUUGCAGCAUUCUCCCCCGCUGCCAGUAUGGAGCUUGGACAAGGCUAAUGUGCUCGCAACAAGCCGCUUAUGGCGCAAAGUGGUGACCGAGAUCAUGGAAAAGGAAUUCCCACAAGUGAAAUUUGGCCACCACCUCAUUGACAGUGCGGCAAUGUUGAUGGUCAAAGACCCACGGAAGCUCAACGGUAUCAUAGUCACCAGCAAUCUAUUUGGAGAUAUCAUCAGUGAUGAAGCAAGCGUUAUCCCAGGCUCCUUGGGUUUGCUCCCUAGCGCGAGCUUGAGUGGAAUCCCAGAUGGGAAGUCCAGAGUGAACGGAAUCUAUGAGCCUAUCCAUGGUUCUGCACCAGACAUUGCUGGAAAAGGUAUCGUUAACCCAGUUGCUGCCAUCCUUUCUAUGGCCAUGAUGCUUCAAUAUUCCCUGAAUCGGCCAGUAGAAGCAAAGGCCAUCGAGGAUGCAGUAUCGAAGGUAAUCGAGGCUGGAAUUCGAACCGGAGAUAUCGGUGGAAAGGCAACCACGAGCGAAGUCGGCGAUGCAGUUGCAGCAGAGCUCGAGAAAUCUCUCUGAAAUCGGGAAGGGAAAAUAGGGUAUUGACCCUGACACAUAGCUUUGGUAAUUUUCUUGCAUAAUGUUUGAAGGGUUGGAUAUGCAUAUGCGAUGAAAAUAAUAGUCAUCUUUAAGCCCAAUAUGGGCCGACCAUGUUAAGAAUGCAUUUGGGUAUCACAAAACAGGAAUGAAAUAGCACCAUAAUAAAAACAAAUGCACACUCGCGGCUCGUCCCAACUCUGACACGUAUUUUAGGAGCGCAAUCCUAACGGAUUUCAGGUUGUAGAAACCACUCGGAUUCAUCAAUUGUUGCCAUCCCGUUUUCCAGGUCAUUGCCCCUUUGAUCGCUCUCAGUGGGAUGCAGGUCACCGGCAUCCUUUCUUGCUCCACCGCUUGAUCGUAAAGAUUUGCGAGUGCUGUCUCUUCGUGUGCGUGUAUAGUAUCUGUCAUCACGAGCGAAAACCUGGAAGCCCCGCACAUGAGUAUCCUUGCCGUUCUGAUGAUUCUCGCAGAUCCGGACCUGAAUCACCAUGGCCUUCAGAACAUUUCCUGCAGAAGGGUCAUCAUUAUCAAAAAGGUCAUCAUAAGCAUCGCUGUCACCGUCAUCUUCACUGUCGCUAUUCUCCCCGGCGUCCACAUGGUGAUCAUAUUCCCUGUGGUCUUUCUUUCUCGAACUUUUCAGAACGCUAUUUUUCCCUUUGACCUCUCUCUUUCUCCUUGUCGGCCGUCGCUCAUGCCUCCCACCAACCCCAUCCAAAGAAAUAUCUACCCAGCCGCACG
Coccidioides immitis RS is the source of this 1944-nucleotide messenger RNA. Its product is annotated as 3-isopropylmalate dehydrogenase A. Bases 94 to 1185 code for a protein of 363 amino acids. NCBI's taxonomy places the organism in Eukaryota, Fungi, Ascomycota, Eurotiomycetes, Onygenales, Onygenaceae. Gene Ontology annotation, cellular component: cytosol. The record is from RefSeq and is a predicted model, not a curated record. The transcript has 6 exons. Gene Ontology annotation, biological process: L-leucine biosynthetic process. Gene Ontology annotation, molecular function: NAD binding; magnesium ion binding; 3-isopropylmalate dehydrogenase activity.